Molecule: messenger RNA, 1605 nt
Organism: Lycium ferocissimum
Lineage: Eukaryota; Viridiplantae; Streptophyta; Magnoliopsida; Solanales; Solanaceae
Product: tyrosine--tRNA ligase 1, cytoplasmic
Exons: 12
Coding region: 131-1360 (409 amino acids)
Biological process (GO): tRNA aminoacylation for protein translation
Molecular function (GO): ATP binding; tyrosine-tRNA ligase activity
Source: RefSeq, a predicted model, not a curated record
ACCCACCCGACCCGUAUGUCCACUGGUGUAUUAUCUCCAAAACUAGUCUUCACACAAAAGCCCUAAUUUACUUUGUCAUAUCGUUUCUCUUCUCCUCUUCUUACGUUUCUGAGAAAAAAAGCUUUGAAAGAUGGAUAACAAAGAGGCUUCAAAAGCCGUUGAUGCGCUCAAACCAGCAGCUUCCUCAUCUGACCAAUCUAUUUCCACACCCCAGGAGAUGGAUAAUCUAGAGGCUUCCGAAGCUAUUGAAGCACUCUCAUUGAAAGCUUCCUCAUCCGAGCCUUCUUCCGUUUUAGCUUCCCAGAUGACUUUGGAGGAGAAGUUCAAGAUUGUUAGGAGUAUUGGGGAGGAAUGCAUACAGGAGGAUGAAUUGAUGAAUCUUUUGGAAAAGAAGCCAUUUCCCGUUUGCUAUGAUGGUUUUGAGCCUUCUGGUCGAAUGCACAUUGCUCAGGGAGUUUUGAAGGCACUAAAUGUCAAUAAACUGACUUCGGCUGGCUGCAAGGUGAAGAUCUGGAUUGCAGAUUGGUUUGCCCAGCUAAAUAACAAGAUGGGAGGUGAUUUGAAGAAAAUUGAGGUUGUUGGUCAAUAUUUUAUUGAGAUAUGGAAGGCUGUGGGAAUGAAUCUUGAAGGGGAUCAAGUAGAAUUUUUGUGGUCUUCAAAAGAGAUUAACUCCAGAGCUCAUGAGUACUGGCCUCUUGUAAUGGACAUAGCUCGAAGGAACAAGCUUCCGAGGAUUUUAAGAUGCUGCCAAAUUAUGGGUCGGUCUACGCAAGAUGAGUUAACCGCUGCCCAGAUUUUUUACCCGUGCAUGCAAUGUGCUGACAUAUUCUUCCUUAAGGCUGACAUCUGUCAACUAGGCAUGGACCAGCGCAAGGUUAAUGUACUUGCUAGAGAGUACUGUGAUGACAUCAAGAGGAAAAACAAGCCUAUCAUAUUGUCUCACCAUAUGCUUCCUGGUUUGCAGGAAGGUCAAGAGAAGAUGUCCAAGAGUGACCCUUCUUCUUCCAUUUACAUGGAGGAUGAAGAGGCAGAGGUAAAUCUCAAGAUAAAGAAGGCUUUUUGUCCACCAAAGGUUGUAGAAAAUAAUCCAUGUCUGGAGUACAUCAAGUAUAUCGUCCUCCCUUGGUUUAACGAGUUCAAAAUUGAGCGAAGUGCUGAUAAUGGCGGUGACAGGACCUACAAGACUUUUGAAGAAUUAGCUGCUGACUAUGAAAGUGGGAGCUUGCAUCCUGCAGACCUGAAACCUGCAUUAGCAAAAGCAAUCAAUAAGAUAUUACAGCCGGUGCGUGAUCAUUUUAAGAAUGAUCAGAAAGCCAAAGACCUUGUGAAAAGGGUGAAGAGUUUCAAGGUAACUAGGUGAGCUCUAGCUGAAUGAAGUGAAGUGGAUUGAGAGAUGGUAAUGGCUGUCUGGGAGUUCCGCUACUUGGUUUCCCAAGAAAACAUCAUAGAAAACCCACCAUUUUUGAUUUCGAAUCAUAAGUUUAAAUUUUGUUAACUGUGAUUUCACUGGGGAAAUGCCUCUGAAACAUUUGUUAGCUACAUGGAUGUUUACAGAUAGCAAUUUUAUUGGGACUUCUCUAUAUUUAAUAACCUUUUUUUUAUGCA